Molecule: messenger RNA, 2249 nt
Organism: Delphinapterus leucas (beluga whale)
Lineage: Eukaryota; Metazoa; Chordata; Mammalia; Artiodactyla; Monodontidae
Gene: ANKRD54
Product: ankyrin repeat domain 54
Biological process (GO): regulation of intracellular signal transduction; regulation of protein kinase activity
Cellular component (GO): nucleus; cytoplasm
Molecular function (GO): protein kinase regulator activity; protein binding
Source: RefSeq, a predicted model, not a curated record
CUCAAAUUUAUGAUUGGUUCUUAUAUCCGUCAGUCACGCUGCAGCGAACCAAGUUCUUCGGCCCGUACUACUCCCGUUUGGCUGUAGGGGGUGGGGUUUAGGCUGGAAGGUUCUUCAUUGGUCCGGAACUGCCCCGCUUGAGGCCCGAGCCCGCCCCCCGUUCGGUUGCCGUGGUUGCAGACCAGGCCCGCCCGCUUGUCCUCUGACAGCGAGCCUUAGGGCGGAGGGGAGCGGGUCGGUCGGUUCCUCAAGGACGAGGCUCCGGCGGCCAGGCCAGCACGGAGCCGUUGCCAUGGCAGCCGCCGCCGGGGGCGCGGACGAAGAGUCGCGCUCUGGCCGCUCGAGCUCGGAUGGCGAGUGCGCGGUGGCGCCGGAGCCGUUGACGGGUCCCGAGGGCCUCUUCUCCUUCGCCGACUUCGGGUCUGUGCUGGGCGGCGGCGCGGGGCUCCCGGGCCGGGCGGCCGGCGGGGCCCAGUCCCCGCUACGCUACCUUCACGUCCUGUGGCAGCAGGAGGCGGAGCCCCGCGAUGAGCUGCUCUGUAAGAUCCCCUCCGGACGGCUGAGGCGCGCCGCCAGGCCCCACCGCCGGCUCGGGCCCACGGGCAAGGAGGUGCACGCUCUGAAGAGGCUGAGGGACUCAGCCAAUGCCAACGAUGUGGAAACAGCGCGGCAGCUGCUGGAAGAUGGCGCGGAUCCCUGUGCAGCUGACGACAAGGGCCGCACAGCCCUGCACUUUGCCUCCUGCAACGGCAAUGACCAGAUUGCUGCUUCUGGACCAUGGAGCCGACCCCAAUCAGCGAGAUGGGCUGGGGAACACACCACUGCACCUGGCGGCCUGCACCAACCACGUCCCUGUCAUCACCACACUGCUGCGAGGAGGGGCCCGGGUAGAUGCCCUGGACCGAGCGGGCCGCACGCCCCUGCACCUGGCCAAGUCGAAGCUCAACAUCCUGCAGGAAGGCCACUCCCAGUGCCUGGAGGCCGUGCGGCUGGAGGUGAAGCAGAUCAUCCAGAUGCUGAGGGAGUACCUGGAGCGCCUGGGGCGGCACGAGCAGCGGGAGCGGCUGGAUGACCUCUGCACCCGCCUCCAGAUGACAAGCACCAAAGAGCAGGUGGAUGAAGUGACCGACCUGCUGGCCAGCUUCACCUCCCUCAGUUUGCAGAUGCAGAACAUGGAGAAGAGGUAGCAAGAGAGGCUCCCUGCCCUGCCGCUCCGCCACUCUCCCCCGCCCCACUGCUCUCUCAUUACAAAGGAAAAGCCCGGUGCCUGGGACUUUGUCUGCCGAGGCCCUCGCCCCCAGCUGCUGCGAGGCAGAGAUGCUCUCUCACUGACCUCAGCGCCACUCCCAGCUGCGGUCUCCAUCUUCCCUGGAGGCCGGGACAACAGCCCACAGCGUCUUCCUUUGGCUCCCACGGCGCCGCAGCCACGCCUCACUCAGCUCUGGCCGACGCGCUAUCCUAGCAGGCCUCACUCGUCCCAUGGCCUCCCUGGCAUCCUCGGCAGGCCCCAGACCCUUCUCUGUGUCUCCAACCGUGGGCUCGUUGUGGCCAGCAGGAUUUGGCUUAGGGCAGGCACCCUCUGGCCUAGGGGGCUUCUGGGCUGGCCCCGCACCUCUCACCAGCACUUAGAUUUAGGCUUGUCACCGGACUUUCAAGGAGACAUGGCAGUGAGUUUCUCUGGUUGGAAGGAGGGGGUUGGUGAAGCCUAGACCUUAGAAAUACAAGGUUAGGAAGGGCCCGGCUGAACCCAAAGCAGGUAAUCCCCAGCCCUUUUUCUCCAAAUCAUUGAAACACCAGCAGGGGGUCGCCAUUCUGCAGCCUAGUUGUAGUAGGUGGAGGAGCGGCCCCUAGGAUGGCCAUGUACUAAUCCCAGGAACCUGUGAACAUUACCUUAUAUGACAAAAGGGACUUUGCAGAUGUUAUUAAGUUAAGGGUCUUUAGACAAGGCGACUGUCCUGGAUUAUCCAGGCGGGCCUGAUAUAAUCACACGGAUCCUUAUUAGAGGGAAGCAGGAGCUCAGAGAGGAAGCAGGAGAUGUGGUGACGGAAGCAAGAAAUCAGAGUAACUCGAGGAAGGGGUCACAAGCCAAGGAAUGCAGGCGGCCUCCAGAAGCUGGAAAAGGUGAGGAAAUGGAUUCUCCCUUCAGAGCUUCCAGAAGGGACCGGCCUGCCGACACCUUGACUUUAGCCCAGAGAGAUCUCAGAUUCUGACCGCCAGAACCAUAAGAGAAUAAAUUUGUGUUGUUUGAA